CUGAAAAACAAGAUAUAAAGCCCUAAUGACUGACCAACACUCAAUUGGAAGGGAGGGGCAGAAGUCAGAGAAUGUAUAAAUCCUGUCCAACAGCCUUCAACCUGUUGUUUUUCCACAAAGAAGCAGAGGUGUGUUCAUGUGAAGAGACUGGAGCACAGUAAACAGUAGUUCUUGCAGCUGAACUACAGUGAAUUAAUACACCAGACACAGGAUUAUCUGGGUCCUUUUUCAAAACAACUAUGGGUCAGUUAUUCUCUGCUCAGAAUGAAGACCAUGGAGAUUCAGAGACCAACUUCACUGCAUAUUUUAAGAAGAUUAAGAAAGAAAACAAAAUAAUUCCUGAGGAAACCAUCCAUUUAAUAGAAUUUCAUCUGAAAAAAGGAAACAUUCUGGGGGCAAACUCUGUAAUCAGUGAUGCUCUGAAAAAUAUUGAUAAGGCCCCAAUAAACAUUGCUGUGACCGGAGAGUCUGGAGCAGGGAAAUCCAGCUUCAUCAAUGCCCUGAGGGGGAUUGGACCUGAAGACAAAGGUGCAGCUGAAAUUGGGGUAGUAGAGACAACCAUGAAGAUAACUAAAUACGAACACCCCAAAAUUAAAACUUUGGCUUUAUGGGACCUGCCUGGCAUUGGAACUAUGAAAUUCCCACCAAAAGAGUAUCUGGAGAAAGUAGAAUUCCAAAAAUAUGACUUCUUCAUUAUUGUUUCUGCCACACGUUUUACACGUCUUGAACUAGACCUUGCCAAAGCAAUCCAAUCUAUGAAAAAGAAUUACUACAUGGUGAGAACUAAGGUGGAUGAGGAUUUAAAAAAUGAACAAAAAUCCAAACCACGUACCUUUGACAGAGAAACGAUCCUGGAGAAGAUCCGAAGCUACUAUGUGGGUAGCUUUAGAGAGAAUAACAUGAAUGCACCACAGAUUUUCUUGAUCUCUAACCAUUAUUUAUCUGACUAUGAUUUUCCAGUCCUGAUGGACACCCUGAUAAAGAAUCUUCCUGCUCAAAAGCGCCACAAUUUUACACUUUCCAUGACUAAUAUUACAGAGGCAGCCAUUGACAGAAAGCGCGAGUCCAUGCAGCAGACUAUCUGGUUGGAAGCCUUCAAGGAUGGAUUUUUGUUUACUGCUCCUGCAGUGGGCAUCCUCAGAGAUAAUAUGAAAAAUCAGACAGCAAGUUUAAACAACUAUCGUGUCCUCUUUGGAGUGGAUGAUGAAUCCCUGGAAUCCAUGGCAAAGGAUUCCCAAGUUCCUGUUGAACAACUGAAAAAAAUCAUUAAAUCUCCUUAUUUGUUGGAAAUUAAGAAAGAAGAAACCUUAGGAGAGACAUUUUUGAAAUAUUUGGAGAAAUUUGCCUCAGCUAAUGGUGGGCUCCUUGCUACAGGUCUUUACUUUAGGAAAACCUUUUACUUGCAUCAUAUCUUCCUUGACAAUGUGACUGAUGAUGCCAAAGUUCUCCUUAGAGAGAUAUACUCAAAAAAAGUAGAUUAAGCUCACCUCACCCUUGGUGGAGUGAUGGUGGUACAUGCCUUUAAUCCCAGCACUCAGAGGGCAGAGGGAGGCAGAUCUCUGUGUGUUUGAUGCCAGCUUGGUCUACCGAGCAAGUUCCAGGACAGGCUUCAAAACAAUACAAAGAAACCCUGUCUGAGAAAAAAAAUCAAAACAAAAAAAUAACCUCACCCACAGCUACUGACCAUGACAAUAUCAAUUGGUUAAUACCAGGAAUCACUAGAUAAAUUUCCCCCUCUGAUAUAUUUUUUUACACUAGCAAAUUCACUUCCACCAGAGGAAAACAUAAAGAUAAGAACCAUGUAAUAGGGGAUGUCCUUAUGUAUAUAUGUUUAUCUUAUUGGUUGAUGAAUAAAACACUGUUUUGCCAAUACAAGCAGGAAGAUAGAUGGGGCUCAGAGAUGAGGAGUAUUCUGGGAAGAGAGGCAGAAAGGUGCCACAAGGAUAUGCCAUGUAGACACUGGGAGUUUAGGAAGAGCCAGGUAUUCUCUGGUAAGAUACGAGCAUGUAGAAAUAUAUAGAAUAGUAGUUAAAGGUUAAUAAUCAAGACAGAGCUAUCCAAUAAGAAUCACUAGCUAUGGACCAACAAUUUUAUAAUUAAUAAUAGCAUCUGUGAGUUUAUUUGGGGCAAAGAGGUUAUGGGACCAGGCUAGAAAGAAACCCCAGCAACAACCAUGAUUCUUAAUAUAUAAGAGUUGGACAUCCCCAACACUUCUUCACCUCUCUACCUCCCUCUCUUUCUUUCAAAACUACUUGCAUCCCUGGGAACACACACACACACACACACACACACACACACACACACACAAGAUAUGAAUAGGUUUUGUAGCUAUUUCUUCCCAAUCAAACAUUGCAAUGAAAAUCCAGGAAGUUGGAGGCUCUAUGCUUGCCUUACUUGCCAUGCAUGUAUGAGGACCAGAGUUCAAUUUCCAGAACCCACAUAAAUGAUGAGUUGGUGUUGCAACCACCUCGUCCUUCCACACUCAGAAGGCAUGAAAGUGACACCAUGGAGCAAGCUGGCUUCCUAGAAGGUGUAGAUCUACAAGCUCUGGAUUCUGAAAGGCUGCCAUGCUGACAAAGGAAGAAAGCAACAGAGGUGAAGGUGCAACCUAAAUCUGACAUGUCAACACACAUGUAAAUAUGUACUCGCCACGCAGAAAUGCAUGUUAAAUAUAAAACAAAUAAUACUCAGGAAGUAAAUAAAAAAUCAUAAGUCUUAGGAAGUACAGGAACAUAAUAGGUUCAUGAAGCUCUCCUCAAGAUUAUAUAAGCAAAAAGCAUUAUGCAGGAAUGGGAUUUCAGAACAGCUGAGGUGUCUGUAAAUCAUGCAGGGGCUCCAUGGCUGCUGCUGUGGUGAGUCAUUGCCUUGCUGAGGAGGGCUUUUCAGUGAUGAAACUGCCUCUGAAUGAUCCAUCCUAAUAAAUUCACUCAUUUGCUAAGAUACACUCAGAAUACUUUUUUAUGCUGGAGUUGAAGUAUGUCGUCUGGGCGUCUACUUAAGGACAUAGAAGAAGGAAGCUUUUGCUCAUUACCUGCUUGCCCUCCUCUUGCUAGCACAUCCAUUCCUUCACUGGCAUUGGAAUCUACUUUUGGAUUCCAGCCUAUACAGACUAUCAGCUAAGACAUACAGCCUUGUGGGACUGAACAAUUAGAUUCUUCAAUUUCCCAUUCACAGAAGGUCAUGGGUGGAGUAGCUGGACUGCAGGCUGUAAGUCAUUCCAAUAAAUCCCCUUUAUAUAGAGAGAUUCAUCCAUAAGUUCUGUGACUCUAGAGAACUUUAAUGAAUACAAUAAGUUAUGUUGUCUUCUUGAAUGAGCAUUACAGACUCAUUGCUGCAUACAGUAAUUCCAGGAAAACUUCUUAAGCACAAAUAAAAUAGGAGAAUUCAGUAUAGUGUUUUCAGACAUCCUCAAAAUUGCUUCCCUCACUCCCUCCUCCGCCCUGAUAUUCACUUUUUCCUCUUCAUAUCACCUGUCUUCUGCUGAUCCCCUUUGUAUACGAUUUCUGUAGAGAAAUAGAAUCAAUGGAGUAAAUAUAUUUAUAAUAUAUGCAUAAUAAGAAUACAAUAUUAAGACAACUUACAUUGAAAUAGUAUCCACACAUGAGCUUCAUCUGAGAGGCUGAGAACCUGUUGUUUAUCCAUUAAGGAGAAUGCCUUAGCAGUUAGGCCAGUCCCACAUGGACUAUCCCUCACUAGGCAGGCCAAGGACACUGUAGUUGCUCAGGCCACAAGGCUGGGUACCUUUGCAUUACAAACUGGCACAGAAAGCCUGUAAACUUCCUGGUGAAUCUCUAAUCCAGAGUCAGAUUCCUGAAAUGCUUGUUCUGAUAUCAGUGAAGAAACCAGCAUCAGAGACAGGGUAAAUCAACCCACAGUUAGAAGGAAUGUCAAACCAGCACAGGGCAAGUGAUCAUUCCCUGACUUACUCUUGGCAUCUGGGUGGGUCUUUAAACAUCCAUUAAAGCAACCAGGAUACUUCUGGUGAGGCUUCAUAUCAAAUGAGUCUAGUUUGUAGCCAGGUGACAUUAAAAUCAACCAGAACACCCUCCAUUAAGAUCUAUCUUCCCUUUCUACAGUAACCCAGUUCCAGUUUCCUGGCUUCCAUGUUGUCCAAUUGAAAGACUCAAAUCAAAAGUUUCAGUGCUGGGAUCUAUAUAUGAGAAAGAAUAUGUGGUGUUAGUCUUUCGGGGUUUGAGAAACAUCACAUAAUAUAUUUUCAAGAUGCCUCCAUUGAUCUGAAGUUGUUGUGAUUUUAUUUUCCUGUACAGAUGAUUAAAUUCUACUGUGUAUAUGUGUCAUGUU
Molecule: messenger RNA, 4302 nt
Organism: Cricetulus griseus (Chinese hamster)
Lineage: Eukaryota; Metazoa; Chordata; Mammalia; Rodentia; Cricetidae
Source: RefSeq, a predicted model, not a curated record